UUAACAAUGAAACCAAUUUUGAGAGUUUUGAUUUUGAUUUUCCUGGCGAUAUACGUCAAAAGUGCUCAAUCAGAGAAACAUCUGGUGAAAAGGCAAAUAUAUGGCGGCUGGGAAUCAAGCGAUAGUCAUUACUAUCCGUAUCAAGUUUACUUGAGAAGAAAUGGUUGGCAGAGACCUUCUUGGCUACCUACUGUUGCUCACUCAUUGCCAUACAUUACCAAUUGGUUUGCUAUGCCAUUUCACUGUGGCGGUGUCAUAAUAAGCGAAUAUCACGUGCUAACGGCUGCACAUUGUAUUUUGGGAUCUCCAGAAAAAGAAGUCAAUAGAAUUGAAGUCGUUGCUGGAAGUAACAAGCGCAUUGACUCAUCUGCAGUGGUGCACAAGGUGCAAUCAAUCGCUGUACACGAACAACCUCGGUUUUUCUACGAUAUUGGCGACAUUGCUGUUAUCAAAGUCGCAGAACCCUUUAAGUUUAGCAGUAAAAUACAGCCGGUUAAAUUACCAAAACACAAUUAUGUAGUUGCCCCUAAAACUCCUGUUGUUGUUACUGGAUGGGGCGAGACUGAAGAUAUGUAUUCGGUUGAUUAUUUGCACGUUUUGGUCAUGAGAGUGGUGGAAAUAGAACAAUGCCGAGAAUCUUGGUUGAAAUUGUAUCGACAAACUGUUCCGCUUCACUCAUACCUUUUGAAUUUCAAAAAGUUGGUUCACGAUUCCAUGAUAUGUAUUCAAGGUCGAACAGGUCAAAGCAUAUGCGCCGGUGAUUCUGGUGGUCCCGCUGUAACGAUUGACGGAGUACUGGUCGGAAUCGUCAGUUUUGGCAGUCGUCCUUGUGGUAAUGAGAACAAAACACCCGACGUUUUUACCCGAGUGGCUUACUACAUACCAUGGAUCAAAAAGCACACAGAGCCAGAGGUUGAAGUAGUUCAGUAAAUUGCAAUGAAGAUAAUUCAAUUGGUGGAGAGCGCAAAAGAAAUUUGCUUAAAAGUACAAAAAUUGUAAGAAUAAAAAAAUAUUCAAAAAACAAAUCACUGUCACUGCUUUGUCAAAACAAAAAUAGUUAAUUUCUCCAGCGAU
This is a messenger RNA of Trichogramma pretiosum, 1074 nucleotides long. Its product is annotated as chymotrypsin-2-like. The coding region runs from base 7 to 930 and encodes 307 amino acids. Gene Ontology annotation, biological process: proteolysis. Gene Ontology annotation, molecular function: serine-type endopeptidase activity. The record is from RefSeq and is a predicted model, not a curated record. NCBI's taxonomy places the organism in Eukaryota, Metazoa, Arthropoda, Insecta, Hymenoptera, Trichogrammatidae. The transcript is spliced from 6 exons.